Molecule: messenger RNA, 4095 nt
Organism: Hypanus sabinus (Atlantic stingray)
Lineage: Eukaryota; Metazoa; Chordata; Chondrichthyes; Myliobatiformes; Dasyatidae
Exons: 16
Coding region: 283-2370 (695 amino acids)
Source: RefSeq, a predicted model, not a curated record
AAAAGUGACGCAGCAGCCCCGCACCGCAGCCCCCGCCCCCCAGAGGGCAGAAAACCUAGAAAGUGCACGCGCAUUGAAAACUACUAUCAGUCGAUGAGUUUGGUUUCCUGUAGGCGAAGUUACAGUUUUGUAUCUGCAAGAACAUUUGUUUUUUUUUGGUUAGCAGCUGGUCUCUGGCGCCGCGGUGCGAGAACAGGACGAGAUCCCCGGGCUUUGAAGGGUCCCUGACUUCACUUUAGGUUUGGGGCAGCAUCGGCCCCGGAGUUUAAUCGGUCACUGAAGAUGUGGACGAUCGCCUGCCUGUCGCUGCUGUGGCUGCUUGGAGCGUCCAGUAACGAAGCUGAAAGGGAAGAAGUGGUUGGUGUCCUUGGCUCAUCAGUUUUACUGGAUCCUAAAAUCACCGUUGAUUCCGGCAAGAAUGAAAUCCUUUGGACUUUCAAAGCCAGCAACGAAAGCCAAUAUGAUAUUUUGGAUCACGUCCCAGGUGUUGCCACAUCGGAACCAAGUGAACAGUUCAAGGACCGUUUACAAUUCAGCGCUUUGAGUGCUGCACUGACGAUAAGCAGAUUAAAUGCCCGUGACCAAGGAGAUUACACCUUCACUGUUGAUGGGAACGAAUUGAAAAUAAUGGAGUUGCUUGUCAUUGAUAAAGUUAAAGAAGAGUUUGGUCUCCUUGGCUCAUCGGUUUUACUGGAUCCUGAACUCAAAGUUGAUCCCAGCAAGAGUGAAAUAAUUUGGACCUUCAUCGGCAGGAGCAUUUUGCAUCAUGUCCCAGGUCACAGCUUAGUGGAACUGAGUGACCAGUUCGAGUUUCGUCUGCACUUUAAUACUUCUAAUGGUGCUCUGACUGUGAAUGGAGCAGAACAUGGUGACCAAGGAGAUUACACCUUCAUGGUGGAUGGACAAGAGCUGAGAAUAAUACAACUACACCUCUUUGAUAAAGUUAAAGAAGAGUUUGGUCUCCUUGGCUCAUCGGUUUUACUGGAUCCUGAACUCAAAGUUGAUCCCAGCAAGAGUGAAAUAGUUUGGACCUUCAUCGGCAGGAGCAUUUUGCAUCAUGUCCCAGGUCACAGCUCAGUGGAACUGAGUGACCAGUUCGAGUUUCGUCUGCACUUUAAUACUUCUAAUGGUGCUCUGACUGUGAAUGGAUCGGAAAAUGGUGACCAAGGAGAUUACACCUUCAUGGUGGAUGGACAAGAGCUGAGAAUAAUACAACUACACCUCUUUGGGUUUUCCUUCAAGGAUAUUAUACUGAUUGCUGCAUUGACCGCAGGACAGGUGAUUUCUGCACCAUCUCUUCGUUCAGCCGUGUUACUGGACCAGUGGGGGUGGAAAACCCUCGGAGGAUAUUUGGGAAACACAUUUUAUUUUCUAAGCGUGUGCAUCUGUAAUACCUUGUCACUUACUGCCACAUAUAUUGGAUUAAUUUAUUGGUUUGUGGUUAAAGGCCUUUCACCGUUGGACUUGGUUGUGAUUUGUGUGAUGAUCGUAGGAUUGCAGCUUUCCUCAUUUUAUAUCAAUGUACUUUGGCUUUUGACCAAGAUCAAGGAAUUACUGAAAGGUUCUAAGAUGACCACAAUUUGGUGGAAGUUGAAAGCCGUCUGUGAUGUUGUCCUCAUUAAUUGUUUCAUCAUUGCCUGGAUCAUCAGCACUACGAUUUCAGGCCUUUCCACUGUGGGAAUUGUCAGUAUCAUCUUGUCAAUCGUACUGCCAGUUCUGAUCGUAUUAAUUCUGAUGAGUCAGUCCUUGGUCACAGGUGAUUCCAUCAAGGAUGCUUUAGUUGUUGGCCUGAUGUUGCCAUUGGUGAAUGUUAUGAUAAUCGUGUACUUGAUGUGCAAGAAGAUUUCUAAUAAAGAUGGUGAUAGAUUGAGAAGAUGGAUACCUGUCUAUAAUGUUGGUUUUCUCAUUGUCGUCAUCAUUGCUACAAUAUCCUGGAUGGUGUUUAAAGGCCUCAGACCAGAGGAUGUAGGAGUUGCCGUUACAUCGAUGGUGGGACUGGUGUUUGCUACAGCGUAUGCUAUUAUAUUCACGUGCUGGUCAAGGAAAGAAUACCCAGACGACAAGCAGUGGUGGUGGUGCCUGAAUACUUGUAACAUUGUGGCUCUUGUCUUCAUCCUCACUGCCCUCAUUUGCUGGAUUGUGUCUAAAGAUCAAAGCUGCAAGACCAACAUUUCACUCUGGAUCAUAUUGACUCUAUUAGGGGUCACAGUUAUUAUAACAUUGUCGAGAUCCUUUCCAGUUUGCAGUAGAAAUGAAGGAACUAGUGAGAACAACCGUGCUGAAAUAGAACAGGAUCUUGGAGAAAUGCAGGAAUUACAAAUUCUCAGACCAGGGCGUGAAGUUGAAGCUGAAAAACAUCCGGUCAGUUAGAAGGGAGACGGCAGCCUUCAGUUCCAGAGGUGACUGUGAGGGCAGGUUCUGUGUCCCUGCUGUAGACUGGAGCCUGGAAAAUCCUUCCCUCCAACAGUGGGAACAUGGUGCUCUGCAGCUGUAACUUGUCUCACCCUGAGUGAGAACAACACUGCACUCAUUUCAGCUCUCAGCUUCCGGUGAGAAAUUCAAUCCUUGAUCAUCUGGCAAAAUUCUCAUUGGCACCGGAAUCAUUUUAGGGAACAGGAAAGAGGAGUCCAGAGGUACUCGGUUCACAAGAGCUGAUGGGUAUGAUCACAAACAAGAGAGAAGCUGGAAAUGCAAGCAAACACACAAAAUACUGGAGGAACUUAGCAGGCCAGCAGCAACUGUGGAAAAUAGUUGAAUCGAUAUUUUGGGCUGAGACCUUUCAACGAGUCUGAAAGAAGAUGAGGAGUCAGAAUAAGAAAGUGUAGGGAGGGGAGGAAGAACCACAAGGUGAUAGGUGAAACUGGCAAGGGGAAGGGGUGAAGUAAAGUGCUGGGAAGUUGAUUGGUUAAAGAGAUUCGGGGCUGGAGAAGGGGAAAGUGAUAGGAGAGGGCAGAGGUCAUGAACGAAAGUAACGGGGGAGGAGCACAAGAGCAAGGUGAUAGGCAGGUAAGGAGAUAAGCUAAGAGAGGGAAAAAUGGGAAUGAGAAAUGGUGAAAGAGAGCGGGCGUGGGGGGAGGGGGCAUUACCGGAACUUCAAGAAAUCCAUAUUCAUGCUAUCAGGUUAGUGACUAUCAAGACAAAAUAUAAGGUGUUGCUCCUCCAGCCUGAGUCUGGUGUCAUUACGACAGGAGAGGAGGCCAUAGUCUGACAUGUUGGAAUGGGAAGCGGAGUUAAAUGAUUGAUGUGAAAUCAGGGAUGCAGUCAGCAGUGAGCUGGGGGGAAACAGACUCCUAAGGCUGUGAACUAACUGGGGGAGCCUGGCUGGGAUUGUCGGUGUGGAGAAGUGGAAAACUGCACUGGUUGGAUGGAAGAAUGAGAAUCAAUCUAAACUCAAUGUGUAAGUGAAAUGGUUGUGAUAUCAGGACAGCUCAAUGCAUCGGAGUUGUGGAAGCAGGGAUAGAGGUGGUAGUGUUUUCAUGGAAAUCCUUGAAGGUUGACAGACUAGUUGAUGUGGUUAAAAAUUCAGGGGCAGCAGGCUGAGGGUAGCAGACAUCAACAGAAUCAACAAACUCAUUCGUCAGGCCAGUGAUGUUGUGGGGGUGGAACUGGACUCUCUGACGGUGGUGUCUGAAAAGAGGAUGCUGUCCAAGUUGCAUGCCAUCUUGGACAAUGACUCCCAUCCACUCCAUAAUGUACUGGUUAGGCACAGGAGUACAUUCAGCCAGAGACUCAUUCCACCGAGAUGUAACACUGAGCGGCACAGGAAGUCAUUCCUGCCUGUGGCCAUCAAACGUUACAACUCCUCCCUUGGAGUGUCAGACACCCUGAGCCAAUAGGCUGGUCCUGGAUUUAUUUACUGGAUUAACUUAUUACUAUUUAAUUAUUUAUGGUUUUAUAUUGCACUAUUCUUCCUGGUGCGGCUGUAAUGAAACCCAAUUUCCCUCGGGAUCUUGACCUCACAAUCUACUUCACCUUGGUCUUACAGUUAUUGUCUGCCUGCACAGCAAUUCUCUGUAAUUCUGCAUUCUGUUAUUGUUGUACCUUGUACUACCUCAAUACACUGUUUAAUAAAAUGAUCCAUUCAGGUAUCACCAU